This is a messenger RNA of Formica exsecta, 6210 nucleotides long. RefSeq names its product ATP-binding cassette sub-family A member 5-like. NCBI's taxonomy places the organism in Eukaryota, Metazoa, Arthropoda, Insecta, Hymenoptera, Formicidae. Gene Ontology annotation, cellular component: membrane; intracellular membrane-bounded organelle. Gene Ontology annotation, molecular function: ATP binding; ATP hydrolysis activity; ABC-type transporter activity. Gene Ontology annotation, biological process: lipid transport; transmembrane transport. The record is from RefSeq and is a predicted model, not a curated record.
AUAUAUACUGUAAGAUAGUUCACAAAAUCUCUCAAACAUCUUCGAAUCUGCAUAUAGGGAGGUAUUUUAAAUAUCUCACGCUAUGCACUUACGGAUAAAUUUCACGGGGGAUAAUUGAUGUACUCUAAAUAAUUUAAAUAAUUUUCCAAAACUCACUGUGCAAUCGCGAACAUAUAAUUAAUGUAAAUAUCGAACGAGAUAUCGCUCAAUUAUAUUGUUCUUACGCGAGUUUACUGUAAAGUAAACGAGCGGAGAGGAGUGAAUGCUGACGUUGUGAGUAGGAGGGUGGAAGGUGACGGGAGAGGGGAGAGGAGUACACGUCGCGCAGUUGUGCAAACAAAUUAAGCUAAUUAAUCGAGAAGAACGCGGCCGUGCUUCAGUCGCAUGCUUACAUGCGAGUACAGAUUCUCCUUCUCGUCAUCUUCCGCACUUUAGAGCGGGAAAGAACGAGAUAUCUUUGUGUGCUCCUCUCUACGGAAACAUUAAUUAAGUGGCAAGUUACGUUCCGUCAGGACGAAACGGCGAAUGUAUCUAGCAGGAUGAAUUCGUGCGCGGUCUACUUUUCCCAGUUACGGGCGAUGCUCGUGAGAAAUCUUCUGCUCAAGAAACGCGAAAAGCGGAAGACGAUGGCGGAGAUCUUUCUACCCCUAUACACUCUUGGGAUCUUGAUUGUGGUGAAGGUCCUGAUACCAAACCCAAACUACCCCGCGAUGACGACGCAAAGGCACGAAGAAGAUGUAUUUAAAUUUUUCAACGGCCACAAAAAUAACACGAUUGCCGUGGUACCCAAUUCUACAGAAACCCUCAGCUUUUUAAGCUCCAUGAACACCCUCUGGCUCUCUAUGUGGGAUUAUCCCGAUAAGCUUCCCUUAAACUUCAUGGUGUUCGACACGAAGGAGGAUCUGCAGGCAGCAUAUUGGAGAGAGACUUACAGCGGGUACAACGUACCCUUGGCAGUUAUCUUCGAGGAUUCCCAACCGAUAUCACAGUAUCUCAUAUAUGAAAUUAGGAUGAAUCCUUCGCAUUUGCCGCCUUCGCCAACAGAACUGUAUUCUGCUCCGGUUACCUGUCGAAAAGACACAAGCCACUGGAUGGGCGGCAUUUUGUCGAUAGAGACCGGCGGAUCCUGCCCCGUCAAAAAUUACUUGCGUUCUGGCUUCUUAGCUCUACAGAUGAUAAUGGAUAUCACAAAGAUAAGAUUGGACACGGGAAAUUCGGACGUAACUGUGCCGGAUAUUAAACUCGAGAUGUUUCCCAAGGAAGCUUUUACCGCUGACUGGAUGCUAGCCUUCAGAGUUGUUAUUCCUCUCUACAUGGUCUUAGCGCUCUCACAAUUCAUCACUUACCUCCUGAUCUUGAUAGUCGGCGAGAAGGAGAAUAAAAUAAAGGAGGGGAUGAAGAUCAUGGGCCUAAAUGAUUCUGUGUUUUGGUUGUCAUGGUUUAUCAUCUAUAGCAUCUUCGUUUUUUUGCUCUCCGCCGUCGGAGUGGUACUGCUUUUCACUCUGCAAAUGUUUCAACAUACUCAUUUCCUGCCGAUAUUUCUUCUGGUGGUGCUAUACAGUUUCUCCGUAAUCAUGUUCGCCUUCAUGAUCACGCCGUUCUUCGAUAAGUCGCGUACGGCUGGUGUCUUGGGCAACUUUGCUGUCACGAUACUGAGUUUAAUGUACUUCAUCCAAGUAUUCGUAGACGAUUCUAGCUCGGUCUGCUUCUGGUUGGUCUCUCUACUUAGCCCAACCGGAGUCGCCUUGGCGAUGGACAAGGCUCUGGUACUGGAUUUGCAAGGUCAGGGAGUGAAUUUUGAUAAUCUGUGGUCUGGCCCUGGGAUACCCUUCGGCGGUAGUCUCAUCAUGAUGACUCUGGAUAUUUUCCUAUAUGGCUGUCUGGCCUAUUAUUUCGAUUCGGUGGUACCAAGUGAGUACGGAACCAAGAUGCCACCUUGGUUUUGCUUUGUACCUGGAUUUUGGUGUCAGAGAAAGGUUCAAAGGGUACCAUCGUCGAAUGGCGAGUCGAACUCUUUCAUUCCGGGCGAGGAGACGAAUCGCGACGUGGAGCCGGUAGUGCGAGAGAUGAAGGGCCGUGAGGCGAUUAGAAUAGCCGAUCUCUACAAAUCUUAUCACAAAUGCAGACGCGCGGAGACCAAGGCUGUGAACGGCAUCAAUCUUACCAUUUACGAAGGCCAAAUCACCGCCAUCCUCGGACACAACGGCGCCGGCAAGACCACCCUCUUCAACAUUCUUACAGGUCUGACCGCACCUACCUCUGGCACGGCUCUUAUAUUUGGGUACGAUGUGCGCGACUCCAACGACAUGCGGGCGAUACGCAGCAUGACGGGGGUCUGUCCGCAGCACGAUAUUCUUUUCGAUCUACUGACGCCGCGCGAACACCUCGAAUUCUUCGCCGCCGUGCGCGGCAUUCCACGCUCGAUGAUACAACACGAGGUGAAGAAAACCCUGAAAGAUAUCGAUCUACUGGAAAAAGCGGACACUUUCGCGAAAUACCUAAGCGGUGGACAAAAGAGGAAGCUAUCGGUGGGAAUCGCUAUCAUCGGCGAUCCCAAAAUCAUUAUCCUCGAUGAGCCUACCGCCGGGGUGGAUCCUUAUUCGCGAAGACAGAUGUGGUCUUUUCUGCAAUCGAGACGACAUGGAAAGGUGAUUCUGCUGACGACUCACUUCAUGGAUGAGGCGGAUAUUCUUGCAGAUAGAAAAGCAGUAAUCAGCAAGGGAAAACUCCGGUGUUGCGGCAGUUCUCUGUUCUUGAAGAACAAGUUUGGCAUUGGAUAUCACUUAACUUUAGUCCUAGAAGGUAACGCAAGGGAACAUGCUAUCAACCGGUUAGUGAUGUCGCACGUGAGUAAAGCGGAGAAGGCGAGACGUCACGGUCGAGAAUUGAGCUUCAUUCUACCGCACAAUUCUGUGGAGAGCUUUGCCUCACUGUUUACCGCCAUCGAGCACGAGAUCAAGACCCGCUCGAGCAGACUCGGCAUCAGUAGCUACGGUGUGUCGAUGACCACCCUGGAGGAAGUGUUUUUGCAUUUGGAAAAAGACGAGGAAACCGAGUGCACGAUGGACAAUCUGUCGAAAAAGAUGGUGCGCAAUCGAGCGCUCAGUCGAUCGCUUUCGUUGCAGUCCAAGAGCACGUCUUAUCAGAGUUUGCAGAACGAGGGAGUAACCGUUCAAGGCGACAGUCAAGGAAAAGUGAGCGAUUUGCCAGACGGCGUCCAUAACGACCGAAAUCCGCCUGUGCUUGGUCUCGGCCUAGAUCCUAUCAAGAUCCGGCCUAACUUCCUUCAGACCCUCUACGCCAUGCUACGUCUAAGGGUGCUCAGACUCCUCAGGAAUAUCCAGCUAUUGUACUUUACGAUCCUCAUGCCGCUAGCUCUGAUAGUGCUCGGUCUCUAUCUGCACAGUAUCCAGACCGUCGGCAUCAAGAUGCAGUCGCUGGAACUUAAUAACCACACAUACGGCGAAGAAACCAGGAUUCUCUACAUAAAUAACACCGACCGCGCCAUUACCGAGUUGACGGACGGUAUAGCUCAGAACGCGAUGCAUAUCGAGGAAUACGACGGCAAUUUCGCAAAUUUAUUGAACAUUGCGCCGCAUAUAGCUGCCUUCAAUAUUAAUGAUUAUCAUCUGCCACGAUUCAACAUGACCAUCAUCUACAAUGAUACGAUGCAACAUUCCCUUCCGAUCUUGAUAAACAUUCUUUCAAACACUUAUUAUAGAUUGAUCUCAGACAAGAACGAUCCUACGCGGAUCGAAGUCAAAACGCAUCCCUUCCAGCAAAGAUCGCAACCUCAAGGGUUCAACAUUGGUACGGCCGGUUGUGCUCUCUUUAUCGGUAUGGACUUCGUGUUAUUGCCGAUUACUCUAGCAGUAGAUAUGGUUUACGAUCGCGAGAUCAAAGCAAAGAACCAGCUUCGUGUGAAUGGCCUGUCGUUUCCUAUGUACUUCCUGAGCUAUUUUAUCGUCCUGGUUGGCCUGAUGAGUUUCAUCUGCCUGUGCAUCCUCGGCAUUAUAUUCAUUUUCCAAGUGCCUUCGCUACAGGAGCUGCCGGCGAUUAUCACCCUCGGCACUCUUUUCAUGCUCUACUGCCCAUCGUCUAUUCUCUUUUCGACCUGCCUCAGCUACAUCUUUGACAAGAUGGAUUCCGCGCAAAGCAUCUUGCCGAACAUCGCGACCUUCUUCGGACUGAUACCGUUCCUCCUCGUCAUGAUCCUUGAUAUGCUGGGAAUCGGUGGAACAGCGCCGUUCGCGUUGCACGUGGUCUUCUCACUGUUGAAUGCCAUGUAUUUGCCGUAUGCAGCAGUAUAUUAUGUGGAUCGCGUUUACGUGGUGUGCUCUAUCAAUGCCGUCUGCCAACAUCUCACUAUGUCCGAUUAUCUCACCACGGAGAUCAUAUUGAUGGCUUUCGGCGCGCUGUUGCACAUCCCGCUCUGGUUCUUCGUUCUGCUUCUAUUGGACAUUAAAAAGAGCGGCGGCAAUGUUAGCGAUUUCUUCAAAUACUUUCUGCGUAAUGGUGGCUCCAUUAAUGAAGAAAUAAUGGAAAAUCCUGACAUCGGUGAACAUGAAGAUACGGAUGUGAAAAACGAGCGGCAAAAGGUUUUCAACCUUAUUACAUCAUCGGCCGUUCAAGAGCCGCCUGUAGUAUUGGUCCAGAACCUGCGAAAAGAGUACUGUCAACGAGAGGUAGGAUCGUCCUGCAGUUGCUGCUUGAAGCGUGAGGAGGAGGUCGUGCAGAAGCAACGGAAGAUCGCCGUGCGAAAUCUCUCGCUGAUGGUAGAACCGGGUGAGGUUCUGGGUCUGCUAGGCCACAACGGCGCCGGCAAAACCACGACCAUGAAAAUUAUCAUUGCCGAGGAAGCGGCGACGAGGGGCAGGGUACAAAUCGGCGGCCACAAUAUCAACACCCACAUGGCGGAUGCUUUCCGGCAGAUGGGCUAUUGCGCUCAAUGGAAAAAUAUUACCGUGCGAGAACAUCUCGAGUGCUAUGCCGUGAUUCGCGGGGUUCCAUGGAGCGAUGUCAAUAGAAUCGUGGAUCUAUAUCUGUCCGGUCUACAAAUUCACGAACAUGCCGACAAGCAGACUCAAGAAUGUUCCGGUGGGACUAGAAGAAAACUCAGCUUCGCGAUGGCAAUGGUCGGUGGACCCAAGGUGGUUCUGAUGGACGAACCAAGCACAGGCAUGGAUCCUAGGUCAAAGAGAUUCCUAUGGGACACGAUUCUUGCUAGUUUCCAGGGUGGCAGGGGAGCCAUAUUAACUACCCACUCUAUGGAAGAAGCCGAUGCGCUGUGUUCGAGAGUCGGUAUAAUGGUGAGGGGUGAGCUGAGAUGCAUCGGCUCGACUCAGCACCUGAAGAAUCUCUACGGUGCCGGCUACACUCUCGAGAUGAAGCUGCAAGGCGGCGAUUGCACACCAACAACUCCCUCCGGCGAUAGAAUUGCUAGCUUGAAAGAAUUUGUCGCCGGCCUCUUCUCCGACGCCACCUUGGAGGAAAGCUUUGCCGAUCGGGUGGUCUUCGCCGUGCCCCAACACGCUGUGAACUCGCUGGCCGAGUGCUUUAUGCAGUUGGAGAAAGCCAAACUCGAACUGGACAUAGAGGAAUAUAGCUUUAGUCAAACUACUCUGGAACAAGUAUUCCUCAAGUUCUCGCAUUACGACGAGGGCAAUUCCGUGGAAUGAUAAUUCAUAGUGCUAAUGUGUCGUUGUUAUAUAAUAAUCGGUGAUGUGAAUUCGCAAUCAGUGUGCGUAAAAAAAAGUGUUCGUCUGCACGUGAAUGCGCGAAAAAGUGUGCUCGAAUGACGAAUGUUUUUAAUUGCUAAGUUUUGAGAACACGGUCUCCGUUAUUUUCGUUAGCGAAUCAUGCGAUUGCGAUGACAUUCAUCGGCGCCUCCUUGCUUCAAGGUGUUGUCCAGAUGAACAUGACGGUUAUCCAACGGUUCUAGUAUUAUAUUUCGAAAAAGUAGCAAUGUGACACAUCGUCUCGUGCCUUCAAAUCCUUGGAGGGUCAAUGAAGAAACGAUAGUAUGAGAUGAGAGAAGAGAAGUUUGUCAAUAGUCUUAAUUGUAUUUUAAAGUGUUGCGUCAAGUCGAUACGUAUAAGUCGCUCCGAAACUUGAUGAAAACUGAAGAAAGACAGAACGGAACAAUUAUCCGAAUCAUAGCGUUUAGGAUGACGAAGAAUUAUUUAAUAUUGUUCUGAAAUAUUAAAGAAA